UUAGCUUGUGAGAGACCUUUCACUCUUUCUACUGAUAAAGAAGAGCUAGAAAAUUAUGACGAUCUUUAACUGGGUGCAGAGAAAGCUGCACCACAAUGUCAUCAAAGAAAUAGACGGUGUGACGAAAAACGAGAAGAAUAAGAGAAGUGAAGGAACUAGUGAGAUAGAGAAGAACACGAAAGCUAUAUUGGAUCAAGUUGGGUUAGUGGAUGCUCUUGAUAAUUGGUUCGAUGGAGUUCUCACCAUCGGCACAUUUGGUUUCGACACCUUGAACUUUCAAGAAGAAGAUGGAAAAUAUGAUGAUGAAUGUGGGAGUGUGGAUCUCGACUAUGUCGUAAUCGAUGGUAGCAUCAUCAAGAACGUCGAUCAGGAAGUGGAUCCUCUUAUCUCCGAUGACAAUAAGUGCUAUGAUCAUCAUGAAGAUGUAAUUGAGCUAUUGGAUACUGAUCACUUUGGCUCGAUCAAAACCACUGAAACGCCAGUUGUGGCGGUGGCGGUGGAAGCCGAGAUAGUCCCACAGAAGAAGAGGACAACACUUGCGGAGUUAUUCAUGGAGGACCGAGACAAAGACGAUGACCAGGGGCAAGGCAAGAAAUCCAAGAACCCUAAUCUUGUCGACGAGGAGGUUAAAUAUCCUAAACAAAAUGGGUCAAAGCUAAGUAGGAAGUUCUCCCUUGUUAAAAAGAAGUUGGUCAUGUCAAAGUCGAAAGAUAAAGAAAAAGAUUCGCCUCCAAUCAAGAGAAUGCAUCAGAUGAUAAAGAGAAUGUUAAAGAAGAAGAUCCAUCCAGAUAUAGAUCCGCCUAAGGCUUCUAAAAAAGACGUUAUACACAAGCCAACUCAAAAAUGUGAAGCUCUCGAAUCACGUUAUCUUCUUAGCAUUCAAGAUUGCAUGGCCUAGAAGGCUUAGAGCGAUGUCGUACAAGAGCAAUCGUCAUUGGAUCCAUUGGUUUCUAUAUUACACUAUAUUAUAUGUGAUUUCUUUUUUUUUUUUGUUAUUUCAGAAUGUGUUGGUGUUGUUAAGAUUGUUAAGUAGUAUGUUACAAACAAUUACUAAGUUGCUAUUAUUUGUUCAAUAUCAAUAUGCAUAUUGUGUUUUUAUAAUUAUAUAUGUCAUGUGUUUUUCUUUAGUCCGAUCUCUAUCAGUGCAUCGUUCUCAAAAGUUUUUUCUGUUUAACUAAAACCGUUGACUGUGAAAUCUGUGAUAAAAUUUCGUAUUUCGUAUUUCUCAUGCUUGGUUAGUUUGGGUUUUUCAAAUUUUCAUUAUGCUAAUUGGUCAAUGUAAGUAUUUUGACUAAUACUAAAAAUCAACGUAUCGAAAUCAGAAAAGCCUUUUUUGCAUUGGGCCGAAUAAUGAGAAAAGUAGUUUUGAGGCUUCUUCAAAAAUAUGCUUGACUCUUUUUUUUUUCUUUCUAAAACGUGAAAAGAGCUUCACCAACCUGAGGUUGCUGACCAAUUGGAGGCAUCUCAGCUACCAAUUUAACAUACAAACUCCAUAUUCUUCACGUUUUACUAUGGUUAAUAAUUCCUUUGGAAGAGCAAAAAAUCAAAUGGCGAAUCUUAUUUCGUUUCAUGACGUAUGUAAACA
This is a messenger RNA of Camelina sativa (false flax), 1585 nucleotides long. RefSeq names its product protein TILLER ANGLE CONTROL 1-like. Gene Ontology annotation, biological process: morphogenesis of a branching structure. Lineage: Eukaryota; Viridiplantae; Streptophyta; Magnoliopsida; Brassicales; Brassicaceae. The record is from RefSeq and is a predicted model, not a curated record.